Messenger RNA from Iphiclides podalirius (scarce swallowtail), 3678 nucleotides. The record is from the annotation of a GenBank genome assembly. NCBI's taxonomy places the organism in Eukaryota, Metazoa, Arthropoda, Insecta, Lepidoptera, Papilionidae.
AUGGCACCUGGUGUCAUUCAGAAUGCUGAAAGUCUUUUAGAUAGCGCUCUAAAAUCUAUAUCUGCCGAUAGAAGCGGUAUUAUUGACCAGUUAACUUCAGGAAAAUCGUGCCCCAUUGAUCAUGCGGAAUCUGUUAUUGAUAGUGUUGUACUUAGCGUAGUAAAAAGUGAUGAAAAGGAAAAUCAGAGCCGCGCUGUCGACGGUGUUGCGAAGUUUGAAAUAACGAAGCUGGAUAAAAAAGUACCGCGGAAGGUGAUCCGACCGAAAGUGCUGAAAAACCACGAGUCCAGGGAAUAUUUGUACGAUCGGCUUUACGAUACUACCUGCCCAAGAGUGCCCACAUUAUGCAACGAGAGGGCGUGUCUUGGAAGUUUGAUGGCCAUCCCCGGCAGAGGCGACGUGCCUAGGGAGUCCGAAGAGGUUCUCAACGAUGCGAAGGACUUCCUUGGACAGUAUUUCGCGUCUAUACGUAGGGCCAACACUCCGGCUCACGAAGCCCGAUGGAAAGCGGUACAAGAGGAGGUAGCUAAGACUGGAACUUACCAGCUGACUACUACCGAAUUGGUGUUUGGAGCUAAGCUUGCUUGGAGGAACGCAAGCAGAUGCAUUGGCCGAAUACAGUGGUCCAAACUACAGGUAUUCGAUUGCAGACAAGUGACAACCACAAGCGGAAUGUUCGAAGCACUUUGCAAUCAUAUUAAGUACAGCACGAACAAAGGAAACAUAAGGUCGGCCAUUACUGUAUUUCCACAGCGUACAGAUGGUAAGCACGACUACAGGAUAUGGAACAGUCAGUUGAUAAGCUACGCAGGGUACAGACAGCCAGAUGGAACCGUGCUGGGGGAUCCAAUGCAUUGCGAGUUCACUGAGUUGUGUCUGAAACUGGGGUGGAAGCCUUCCCGUACCGCUUGGGACAUAUUGCCUCUGGUGUUGUCCGCUAAUGGAAAGGAUCCGGACUACUUCGAGAUUCCCCGUGACCUUGUCAUGGAAAUCCAAAUGACCCAUCCGAAUUACGAGUGGUUCAGAGAACUGGAGCUCCGUUGGUACGCCUUGCCCGCUGUCUCCAGUAUGCGGUUCGACUGCGGUGGUAUCGAGUUCACCGCCAACGCCUUCAAUGGCUGGUACAUGAGCACCGAGAUUGGGUGUCGCAACUUUUGCGACACAAACCGCCUGAACAUGCUGGAGAAAGUUGCGCAGAAAAUGGGUUUAGAUACAAGAACACCGGUUAAUCUAUGGAAAGACAAAGCUCUCGUUGAAGUCAAUAUUGCGGUGCUCCAUAGCUUCCAGCAGCAUAACGCUACAAUUGUUGACCACCACACAGCCUCGGAGAGUUUUAUAAAGCACCUGGACAAUGAGAACAGAUUGAGAUCCGGGUGUCCCGCAGAUUGGAUUUGGAUUGUUCCACCUAUGUCGUCUUCAAUAACACCGGUGUUUCACCAAGAGAUGGCGCUGUAUUACUUACGCCCCGCUUAUGAAUACCAGGAACCGGCAUGGAAGACGCACCAGUGGCAAAAAUCGAAGCCUAUCACCGGCAAGAGGCCCAUCAACAGGAAAUUCCACUUUAAGCAAAUCGCGCGCGCCGUCAAGUUCACCUCGAAACUGUUCGGACGGGCGCUCUCCAAGAGGAUUAAAGCGACGGUGUUGUACGCGACCGAGACCGGCAAGUCUGAGCAGUAUGCUAAGGAGCUAGGAGUCAUUUUCGGUCACGCAUUCAAUGCUCAGGUGCAUUGUAUGGCAGACUAUGAUAUAACCUCUAUAGAACAUGAAGCCUUGCUACUGGUUGUAACCUCAACAUUUGGAAAUGGUGAUCCACCAGAAAAUGGCGUGGCAUUUGGUGAGCACCUAUGCGAAAUUUUGUACGCUGAUCAAGUAGCAGGUGAAGAUUCUACAGGGAGCUCCCAAAUGUUGACACCAAAAUCCUUCAUAAAAGCAAAUAGCCAAAUAGAACUCCAGCGUUAUAGUACUGGAAACCCGAAACAGCUCAACAGAUUAGAAUCUCUGAAAGGUAGUGCUACGGAUGCGGCAUCGAUAGAUAGUUUCGGCCCGCUAAGCAACGUUCGCUUCGCCGUGUUCGCUCUGGGUUCCAGCGCUUAUCCGAAUUUCUGUAACUUCGGCAAGUACGUUGACAAGUUGCUCGGGGACCUCGGAGGUGAGCGUAUUCACGACGUCGCCACGGGCGACGAAAUGUGCGGUCAAGAUCAAGCCUUCCGGAAAUGGGCCUCUAGCGUUUUUAACGUGGCGUGUGAGACAUUCUGCUUAGACGAUGACGAAACUCUUCAAGAAGCAAAGAGAGCUCUCGGUUCUUUUACUCUAAGCGAGGAGACUGUUAGAUUUGCCUGUCCGGCGGUUCAGCCUCCAGCAUUACCGGUGGCUUUGCAAUCUGCCCUGAAUCGCCAACUGGUAACGUGCAUCGUUAAAGCCAACAAAGACCUAGGCGAUUCUUCUGCUGAGAGAUCUACCAUUUUCAUCGACAUGGAACCAAAGAGUGAAAUUAAGUACGAUCCCGGAGACCAUGUUGGUAUUAUUGCGUGUAAUCGUAAGGAGCUAGUGGAAAGCUUAUUGGCUAGAUUAAAAGAUGUCAGUGAUUAUAACGAGCCCGUACAAUUGCAAUUAAUGAAGGAGACUCACACUUCAAGUGGACCAGUUAAGUCUUGGGAGCCGCACGAAAGACUUCCUCCGGUGAGCGUGAGGGAUCUGUUCACGCGUUUCUUAGAUAUCACAACCCCACCCACGACGAUUUUAUUACAAUAUUUAGCAAAGACAUGUGAGAAUGAUGAAGAAAAGAAACAAUUGAACAUUCUGGCUACAGAUCCAGCAGCGUAUGAAGAUUGGCGUCAUUUCCAUUUUCCGACGCUCCCUGAGGUGUUGGAUCAGUUUCCGUCAGCCAAGCCAAGUGCAUCUUUGUUGGCUGCUCUGCUAUCGCCAUUGCAACCCAGAUUCUAUUCAAUCUCAUCAUCCCCUAUAGCUCAUCCAAAACGGUUACACCUCACUGUAGCGGUAGUCACCUAUAGAACACAAGAUGGCGAAGGUCCUGUCCAUUAUGGUGUUUGUUCAAAUUAUCUUAUGGAUCGCAAGCCUGGCGACGAAGUUUACUUAUUCAUACGAAGUGCACCAAACUUCCACCUGCCCCAAGACUUGACGGUACCUCUUAUACUGAUCGGGCCUGGAACUGGCAUCGCACCGUUCCGUGGAUUUUGGCAUCACCGUAAGGCACAGCUGACCUCUCGAUCGCGCCCAACGGCUGGUCCGGUGUGGCUAUUUUUCGGAUGCCGUACUAAGACGAUGGACUUGUAUCGAGAGGAAAAGGAGCAAGCGCUCAAGGAAGGCGUACUGUCGAAAGUUUUCCUCGCACUGUCUCGUGAGAAAAAUAUUCCGAAAAUGUACGUACAAGAACUGGCCGAAAAUGAAGGUUCAGAGAUUUACGAAUUGUUGGUCAACCGUGGAGCGCAUUUCUACGUCUGCGGCGACUGCAAAAUGGCCGAAGACGUUCAUCAAAAAUUAAAGGGUAUCAUCAAAAAGCACGGCGCAAUGACUGAUGAACAAGUGCAAAACUUCAUGUUUUUGCUAAAGGAGGAGAACCGCUAUCACGAGGACAUAUUCGGCAUCACUCUCCGCACGGCCGAAGUCCACAGCGCCUCCAGGGAGUCGGCGCGCAGGAACCGCGUCGCCGCCCAGCCC